AUGAUGUACAGCAACGGAGCGUCCAUUUCCGGUCACAUGCGGCAUCUUGCCGUCGCUGCCUGUCUCGGCGGCCACGUCGACUUGCUUCGCUUUGCCAUCGAGAGCGAUGACAGUCCGGCCCUCUCGAGCUUGAAACCAAUUGCGCUGCGCGCCGGUCGACUCUGCGUCGUGCAGGUCCUGUUUGAGAAGGGUGUGAUUUCCAAGUUCAAGGCCCGCGACAUGCGGCUUGCAGUCGCGACCGGGCGUGUGGACCUCGUGGCUUUUCUUUUGGACAGCAGCUCCCACGGCAUGGUCGCAGAGGCGUUCAAGCAAGCUACGACCCAAUGCCAGAUUGCACUCUUAAAGUGGCUCUGCACCACGUACAACGAGCCAUUGUACUGGCGCAUUGCUCUACAAGUCGCGGUCGCCGACCUUCAACAUGACGUGAUCGCGUACUUUGCAACGACGCACAACCUUCAUAUUACGCCAGACGAAGCAGCGCGCGUGCACCGACGCCGCAAGCGCCACGACGAAGACGCUCCCACCCGGCAGACGCGGUCGCGCAACUAGCAUCGGCACCGUGGACUGUAAAAGGUCGCGUUCUCUAUCUAUCUAUCUAUCUAUCUA
This is a messenger RNA of Saprolegnia diclina VS20, 606 nucleotides long. RefSeq lists its product as hypothetical. Bases 1 to 549 code for a protein of 182 amino acids. The record is from RefSeq and is a predicted model, not a curated record. NCBI's taxonomy places the organism in Eukaryota, Oomycota, Saprolegniomycetes, Saprolegniales, Saprolegniaceae. The transcript has a single exon.